Messenger RNA from Diachasma alloeum, 5337 nucleotides. RefSeq names its product helicase SKI2W (gene tst). Gene Ontology annotation, biological process: nuclear-transcribed mRNA catabolic process, 3'-5' exonucleolytic nonsense-mediated decay. The coding region runs from base 442 to 4122 and encodes 1226 amino acids. The record is from RefSeq and is a predicted model, not a curated record. Gene Ontology annotation, cellular component: Ski complex. The transcript is spliced from 6 exons. Gene Ontology annotation, molecular function: RNA binding; ATP binding; RNA helicase activity. NCBI's taxonomy places the organism in Eukaryota, Metazoa, Arthropoda, Insecta, Hymenoptera, Braconidae.
AAUUCCAAUUUCAACUGAAAACCAGAGUUGAUGACCAGAAUUUGUAGCUUCAAAACUCUCUCAAUGAGGAAAAAAAUAAAAAUUUGGAAUAUCUAUACACGAGGGACUAAUUGAUCGGAUGUUGCUGUCGUCGCUGCCGGCUCUCCAUGUUAACUAGGUUAAACUAGUUUCCCAUGUAAAAACAGUGAAGACUCCAAUUAAAAACAUAGAAAUUAAUUUACAAAAAUUGGACGAAAUAAGUGCAAUUUAAACAUCUGGAUGAAAAUAAUGUCAAUUGUUAAAACAGUGCGGCAUAUGCUCCAAUACUAUUGAGAACCACUGCGCUGAGCCUGACUCCCAUUUUUUUUUAAUUUUUCUGAGAAAAUGGAGAAAAAAUAAAUAAAUGUCAAUUUUUCAAAGUUGACAGGAAAUCCUACUAAAGUUGAUCUAAUAUUUUGCAUAAUGAGUUCAACUGCCAGUGAAGCUCCAUUAGAGCUGCCCUUCGGACCGCCCCCAAUCCUCUCGGACAUUCGAGACGAAUUGAAGGAGUACAUAGAGUGUCCAGAGAGACUGCCAAUCCACCAGGUGGAGAAUGUCCAGCUCUACUGGCCCCGCGAGCCCCAGAUCCUGGCCCUCCUGGAAUUCGACUUAUCGCCUGUGGGAACAACCCUGAAGUUCGACAGAGAUCCCAUCACAGGUCGGAUCUCCCAGAUGCGAGAGGAUGUUCUCCAAGGGGCUGGGGAGAAUGCCAAGAAUUCCAUGUCCAUGACCCGAGCGCCUGGCCCUCCCAUGGAGGGUGUUCAAGGCAAUUCCAGCAACUUCCCCUUCUGGCCGGGUGGUUUCGAGGAGCCCGAGGCCCCUAGAAGCGCCCCAACAGCCAAGGACCUGGACUUCGAGAACAACCUGCGAACCCUGGCGCGAGGAUUCCGCUCAAGUGUCGAGUUCGCCCCCGACAACUUCACGGUGAAGACCGCCAGCAAAGAGGACGACCCAUCAGGCCAAAAGAAGAAGAAAAAGGGAAAAGACAACUCGAACAACUCAAAGCCCCUGGAGAAGGUGAACCUGAUGGCGAUGGUGCACGACGAGGAGAACCACCUGGGCCUGUGGUCCGAGCCCUCCCCAGAGGACCUGAACUCCACCAAAGACGUGAUCGAGGACUCAGCCAUCGAGAGCCUCGACGUCCUGAACUUCGACGAGUCCAUUCCUGUGCUCAAGCUGACAGAGAAACCGAAGAGCAUGGCGAGACAGGCGGAGUGGGCAGAGCAGCUCGACGUCUCAGUCCCAGUAGUAGACUUCGAGAAGAAGGUGCCAAAGCCAGCGAUAACCUUUGACUACGAAUUGGACACCUUCCAGAAGCAGGCGAUAAUAAAACUCGAGGAGGGCUGCAACGUCUUCGUGGCAGCCCACACAUCCGCAGGGAAAACGACAGUCGCUGAGUACGCGAUAGCCCUCUCCCAGCGUCACAUGACGAGAGUAAUCUACACAUCACCAAUAAAGGCCCUGUCCAACCAGAAGUACCGGGACUUCAAGCGAAACAGGCACUUCGAGAGUGUUGGACUGGUGACAGGUGACAUGCAGAUCAACCAGACAGCCAACUGUCUCAUAAUGACGACUGAGAUCCUCCAGACAAUGCUGUACAACGCCUCGGAAGUUCUUCGAGACCUGGAGUACGUGAUCUUCGACGAGGUUCACUACAUCAACGACGAGCACCGAGGGCACGUCUGGGAGGAGAUCGUCAUCCUCCUCCCCCCAAACGUCAACAUCGUGAUGCUGUCAGCAACAGUGCCAAACCCCCUGAUCUUCGCCAACUGGGUGGGCAACAUCAAGAAGAGGAGAAUGUACGUGAUAAGUACUUUGAAGCGUCCAGUUCCCCUGAAGCACUAUCUCUACGCUGGGACUGAUGGUAAGACCAGGAACGACAGGUUCCUGGUGCUCGAUGGGGACGGACAGUUCAACCUCGACAACUGGUACAAGAUCAAGACCCUGAAGGACGGCAAAUCGAAGAAUAAGAAUGCACCGGUGAGGAACAACAACAGGAGACAGCAGCUGAAUCCCAAGCAGGAGAAGACAAUGUGGGAGGCCUUCAUAGCUCAUCUGAGGGAGCACGACAAGCUGCCAGUGGUGAUAUUCACAUUGUCCAGGAACAGGUGUGACGCCAAUGCUAAUGCUCUUGUCUCGGUGAACCUCACCACUGAAACGGAGAAGGGGCACGUGAGGGCUUUCUUCAAGAAGUGCAUCAAGAGGCUGAAUGAGUCUGACCAGCAGCUGCCCCAGGUCAGGCGCAUGGCUGGGCUCCUCGAGAGGGGGAUUGGUGUUCAUCACAGUGGGAUCCUCCCCAUCCUCAAGGAGAUUAUUGAACUGCUGUUUCAGAAUGGAGUUGUUAAACUGCUGUUUGCCACUGAGACAUUCGCCAUGGGUAUCAACAUGCCAGCGAGAACAGUUGUCUUCGAUUCUAUUCGGAAAUUCGAUGGGAAGCAGUUUCGGGGGCUUCUGCCGACCGAGUACAUUCAGAUGGCUGGAAGGGCUGGACGGCGGGGUCACGAUAAAGUGGGAACUGUCAUUUUAAUGUGCAAGACUGAAGUCCCAGCUGUUGUUGAUCUCAAGGCGAUGAUGUGCGGGGAGCCCCAGCAUCUUCAGUCUCAAUUCAAGAUCACUUACUCGAUGGUUCUCAAUCUGCGAAGGGUCAGCGAGUCUGUCAGCAUCGAGGAGAUGAUGAGGAGGUCCUUCAAGGAGCUGUCAUUCACUGCUGACAAGAACAAGCGGCUGACUGAACUCAACGAGAUCGAUGAGGCGCUCGCCAAACUGCCACAGGAGAACGAUGUUCAGAAGCAAUUGUCCAAGUUCUACAGGCUGGGGAUGGAGUAUGUGGAGGAGUGGAAGUACCUCUGUGCUCAUUUAUUCUCGACUAAGAAGGUCUCGAAGGCACUCAUCCCUGGGAGAGUCCUCAUUAUCUCCCACAGGCAUCAUUACAGGAAGCUAGCAGUUCUCCUCAAGAUCAGUCAGAAGAGGGAGAUCACUGAAUAUGCUGUCCUGGUUCUCAGCGAUUCGUCGGAGUCCAGGCUGAAGGAUAAACCUGAGAAUUGGUACAAGAUAAUAGCACUCACCAAGAGGAAUAUUUUCGUGCCUGAGGGGGUGCCCUCCCACGAAUUUCUCUGCAUUCAGGCUGAAAGCAUCUUGGAGAUAACGAACUGCUGCAUCAAAGCUGAUCCUGCCAGGGUUUAUGAUGACUGCGUCAAGAGGCAGAUCUCCAGGUUCCAGAAUGAUCCACCGGGGCAGACGUGUCAGCUGGCCAUUCAGCAGUUGAAUACACUGUCUCUGAUGGCCCUCACGAGGCCUGUUGUCCUCCAGCCUUAUCUGGAGGCGUCCGUUUCUCAUCCUGAGUUGAUCAAGAGGACUCAGUACCUCACGAAACUCCAGCAUCAGAUCCAGGAUGUCAAGGUGACUGAGAUGCCGAAUCUUGGGGAGCAUUUUGAGGAGGUCUUUGCGAAGAAUGAGCUCGAGAGGAGGAGGAGGGAUCUCCAGUUUCAACUCAGUGAUGAGAGCAUGGCUCUUUAUCCUGAGUAUGUUAACAGGGUCGAUGUGCUCAAGAAGCUGGGGUACAUCGACACUGAUGACAGGGUCACGCUGAAGGGGAGAGUGGCGCUUGAUAUGGGGACUCAUGAGCUUCUUAUCACUGAACUUAUAUACAGGAACAUCUUGACGAAUCUGCAACCUGCGGAGAUCGCCGCCCUUAUUUCUGCUCUGGUUUUUCAGGGAAAGUCUGACUCCAGGGACAAGCAGAUCCCUGAUCUUAAGCUGCCGAUUCUUAAGGAUAAUUGCAGAAUCAUUGAGGAGGUGAGGUCAGACAUCGAGAGAACUGAGAUGGCUUAUGGGGUGGACCCUGUUGAGCCUCUGAGCUUUGGACUUGUUGAGGUGGUUUAUGAGUGGGCUAGGGCUGAGUCCUUCGCGAAGAUCAUGGAGCUGACUGAUGUGCAGGAGGGAAUUAUCGUCAGGUGCAUUCAACAGUUGAACGAUACUCUACAGGACAUUAAGACUGCUGCCCACAGGAUCGGGGAGACUGUUCUGAAGGAGAAGAUGGAGGAGGCUUCCACUGCUAUCAAGAGGGAUAUCGUUUUCACAGCUUCCUUGUAUACUCAAGACUAAUUUUUUGGAAUUCAAUUUUUUUAGAAGACAAUGGGGAAUGGCGUCAUUGGAUUUAUAAUCAUGUCCAUUGCACCUGAAUUGAAAAUACUUUCUUGCUUUUCCUUAUAAGAGUGCAGACUUCAUUUGUACAAUUGAACAAUUUGCACAUAUUUGAUAAUUAGAACCCAUUAAUCUUUUGAUUAUGGAAAAUCAUUGAAUUUAUUCAGAAAAUAGAAUCAGAAAAUAUUUAUUUAUUUUUUCGAACGCCAAUGAUCAGUUGUUUUUUUUUUUAUUAUGGAAAUGGGGGUUCAAUUUGUAAAAUAAGAAAAAAGAAAAAACACGAAAUCAGUGGGGGAAUUAAUCAACUUAAAUUUGAACCAUCUGUCGAUGGAAAUGUUUAGAGUCCAUCAAUUUUUUGUUUUUGAUGGAAAAUCAUUGAAUUAAUUGAGCCUGAGACGGUUUGAAAAGAAGAAAUAAAAGAGUUUCAACUUCAAUUAACAAGAAUAACUUGAGAGAUAAAACUCUCUCGUAUUUAUAAAUUGUUUUUUAAAAGGAAAAUUAAUAUUAUUGCUUUCAUCAUCAUGUUGUUGAAAUGCACCUGAAUUGAAAAAAUAUCUAGUUUUUUUUAUUAUGAAAUUGGGGUUUUUAUUUUUUUUUUAAAUACGAAGUCAGUAAAGGACUUAAUCAACUUAAAUUUGAAGUAUCUAUCUCUUUUUGAUGGAAAAUCAUUGAAUUAAUUGAACUUGAGACAGUCUCAACGGAAGAAAUAAAAGGGCUUCAAUUUCAAAAAUUGCUUUGUAAGUUGAAAAUUUCUGGUAUCUAUGAAUUAUUUUACCCGAGGGGAGAGGAGAAUGAUGCCAUUGCAUUCAUAAUCAUGUUAUUUAAUAAACCUGAAUUGAAAAUAUUUAAUUUUUUUCUUACAAAAGUGAGGAUUUUAUUUGUACAAUAGAACCAUUCGUACAAUAAAUAACCAUUAUCCAUUAAUCCUCUGAUUUUUGUGGAAAAUCGUUGAAUUCGAACAGAAAAUUGAGAACGCUCAUGUUCAGAGCUUCUUUUUAAACUCAACAUUAAAUUUUUCUCUUUAUCAAUUACUUUUUCAAGCAAAAACGACAACAAGUUCGUCCACUGCAUUUAUUAUCUAAUGAAAAUGAGUUGUAAAGGAAUUGUAACUCAUUGUUUCUACGGAAAAGGAAAAAAUACGUAACUAAAUGAAUGAAUAAACGUUUUUAUAACAUA